This is a messenger RNA of Amoebophrya sp. A120, 1986 nucleotides long. Lineage: Eukaryota; Dinophyceae; Syndiniales; Amoebophryaceae. The record is from the annotation of a GenBank genome assembly.
GCUCACGUGCUGAGAAAAAGUACAUUUUCACGACGCACAUCGAGGAACCGAUACCAAACCCAAUGAAACGGGGGUCUGCACUGCUUUUGUCCUUGAACGCAGCAUCAGUCGGGCGGAUGUUACAAUCACGCAGUAGAAGGAGCGCGCAGCUGUUGUCUUAUGAUGAACACACAGCGACAGCCCAUACUACCGCAGUUCGAAUCAGGGUGUUUUUUUACUGGUUGUUCUUCUAUUCAAACAAGUCAUCACUUACUUUCCUUCGCCUUUCGGGACGAGGAACAGAAACCAAAGAGGCGACACAAGUGUCACCGUCCAUGAUAAAGAGCCUUGCUUGCACCUGUGACUUGUGCUUGCAGUUUUUCUAUGGCAUGAUCGCCGGCUGCAUCCACGAUAGUGACAGAUGUUAGGUAGUAUCUAACAGAUGUUACUAAGUAGUACCUACUAGCUUUCCCUUCUGCCACUUGAACGGGAUGUUCUUGAACGCAUCAACAUACUAAGGAUGGCUUCGUCAUCGUCGUCAUCCACUGCUCCCCCGCCGGCUGCGCCGGUGGUUGCAGAUGCAAAGUCGAUUGCCGCCGCGAUGACCACCGGAGCCAAGGACUUUGACGAUGCGGGCAGCGUGCCGCUCGUGAAGGAUUUUCACCGGGAGCAAAUCUUGCUUGCCAUGUGCAAAGCCGAGAUCUUGCAGAUGAAAGAGCUGCUGAAAGACGAUGACGAAAAGGGGCUUUCAACAUCCUCUACUGCAGCGCUGGACAAACAUGUGAAGCAGCUGGCCUUAGCGUGUGUGCGCACCAGAAAGUACGACGACGCCCGCAUUCCGAAGUUGAUGCGCGAGUUCACAGACUUGUUGCAGGAAAUGAAACAGUGGAAAAAGGAGGACGUGAUUGCGAGCAUCAGCAAAAAUCGCGUCAAGGAGGGAUUUCGCUUGUUGCCCCGUCGCGACAAGCACGGGCGGGCGGUGAUGAACACGCGGCUACGGUACCACGAACCGCGAGAAGUAUCGACGCAGACCACAAUUCGAGCGCUAACGCUGAUGCUCUACAACGCAUUGCUGGGGGCGCCAUUUGACGAAGACAAGCGAGAAGCCGAGGCGGAGAAAACGCAGCUAAACGGAGUGUGUGUCUUCCACGACUUCCGAAAUUUGACUUUGAGCAACGUCGACCCGGGGGUAGGGAGGGGAUUGAUUAAGCUGUUUUCUGGUAUAGAACUUCUACGUUUGUGAAGAAAUAACUUUUGCCACCUCGAUCAGAGUCUGAUGUUGAAAGGAAGUCAUACAUGAAGGAGCGCAUAGAGUAGAGCUAGAGGGAGGGCUUUCCUGUAGUUGCAUUAAAUAUGAUUGAUGUCAUUUGGUCAAUUUAUCGUUUCCAGGCCGCUUUCCUCUCCGGCUCGGCGCAGUCUACAUGCUGGAGCCGCCUUUCUUCAUUCGUUACAUUGUACUUCCGAUGAUGCGGCUGCUUCUGCCUAAGAAGUUGUCCUCUCGAAUCACCACCGUGUCGAAGCUAGCUGACUUGAAGCAGUAUUUCGACGAGGCAGAACUUCCGACAGAGUAUGGCGGUGGCUGCGAAGAUAUGGAUGUCGACAAGAUGUGGAAAGGCUUCACGGAUGUUUACCACCCAGGCUACAUCUACACCCCCUCACCGAGAAACACGAAUGACGCAGUAGCUGGCGCCGGAAGCUUACCUGACUCGGCAGCUGCACCGGCAAAAGUGCAAAAAGGUGUGAGUGACUACUACAAGAAGGGAGUUGCUGUGGAUGGCACACGAGUCUAGCCGUGCCGUUGAAGCUGAUGAAGGAAACUUUGUUUGAACAACUGCACUGCGCGCCAGAGGUCGUCUCUUUGUUUGGUUGUUGCUUCGCAUGUGUUGCCUGCAACUGUGUUGCGACCAGGUAGAGCAGCAAGGCUGCUUUGAUUCUCGUCUUCGUGUUUUAUUUUUGCAUUUAUUCGUUGACCACGAGUUCUGGCGUUUCUUUACUGUCUACGUGUUU